GCGUUGACGAAUGAGGAUACAUUCUGAGCACAAAAGCACAUGUUGAUAGUAAUGUUAUGGUUCGGCUGUCGUAAAAGCUAGCAAGGUUCAAGCUUCAAGCGUCCGAAAAAAAAAAAACCGUUUGUUUACUGACCAGAGCAUGGCAGCAGUUGUGGAGUCGGACCCAGACCGGUGUGGAAGCGAAGAGGAAGGUCGGGGCAACGAUACCGAGGAGGAGAAUAUUCAGCCACCGGGGCCCAUUGUAGCUCCGCAGAACCGCCUGGUGAAGUUACCGCUCUCCCGCAUUAAAGCUCUGAUGAAGGCAGAUCCUGACGUGUCUCUCGCCAGUCAAGAAUCCGUGUUCAUCAUUGCCAAAGCCACGGAACUAUUCGUGGAGAUGAUCGCUAAAGAUGCGCUUGUGUACGCUCAACAAGGAAAGCGGAAAACGUUGCAAAGAAAAGAUCUUGAUAAUGCAAUAGAGGCCAUAGAUGAGUUCGCCUUCCUUGAAGGUACUCUGGACUAGACCGCCUCUCAUCUUCUCAAGGACUCUGAUGGUAAAACAGAUGAAUCUGCAGCAUGUAAGAUAUCAAGACUGAUAUCCAGUAUGUUUGUAUCAUCUGCUUAAAUGUUGGUGUCAGUCUGCGACACCGUCCUCACAAGCAGGGCGUGUGUAAGGCUCUUUCCUUCCUCCUCCAGGCCUAGUGGGCCCAAAGUGAACAUCCAUCGUUUCUACUUUGUACUCGGACAUGCUCAGUCUCCCCAUUUUAUAAUAAUAUUUGUAAAUAUUGUGAAAUCUUAUGUUGGAAUUAAAUCAUACAGAUGUUUUCAUGUU
Hypomesus transpacificus is the source of this 811-nucleotide messenger RNA. It is a transcript of the gene pole4, whose product is annotated as polymerase (DNA-directed), epsilon 4, accessory subunit. The record is from RefSeq and is a predicted model, not a curated record. Lineage: Eukaryota; Metazoa; Chordata; Actinopteri; Osmeriformes; Osmeridae. The coding region runs from base 140 to 502 and encodes 120 amino acids. The transcript is spliced from 4 exons. Gene Ontology annotation, molecular function: protein heterodimerization activity. Gene Ontology annotation, cellular component: epsilon DNA polymerase complex; nucleus.